This is a messenger RNA of Cucumis sativus (cucumber), 2929 nucleotides long. Its product is annotated as pentatricopeptide repeat-containing protein At3g24000, mitochondrial-like. Lineage: Eukaryota; Viridiplantae; Streptophyta; Magnoliopsida; Cucurbitales; Cucurbitaceae. Gene Ontology annotation, molecular function: RNA binding; protein binding. Gene Ontology annotation, biological process: RNA modification. The transcript is spliced from 2 exons. Bases 902 to 2032 code for a protein of 376 amino acids. The record is from RefSeq and is a predicted model, not a curated record.
UUUAUGAUCCUUCAUUUCAAAUAUCGAGUUUCAUUCAUCCAUCUAGUCCCACGUGGUCGACGGUUUGGUUGCUGGUGAUCGGUCACCGAUUUGGUUGUGUUUAGGGUUGGUAUGAAGGUGGAAAGACGAAGGUUAGAGAGAAAGAAGAGGUGGUGGGAUGAAAAGGAUUGGGUUAGCGGGUGAAUUAAUUGGGGUUUUGGAAAUUAAUUUUAUGUAAAACGAAAAUGACACAACUAAAAUUUCUCCCAGUGAAGCCUUCAUCUUGAGAGAUUGGGCUCUCUCUCCUGCCACAGCCAAAGCUUCGAUUAAAGAAGCAUGCGGCCAUGUACUGUUUCAUUCGUCCUUUUCACAGCGCUGUUCAUCUUCUCAAGCCCUCUUCCAUAUUAAAUUCUAACCACAGACCUUUAAUUUCUUGUCAUUACACUCACUCUGAAGAUGUUUCCAUCAAACCCCUCCUUCAAACACACAAUGUUGUUGACAUCCAAUUUCUUGUUCAAUUACUGCGACAUGGGUCUCCCCCUACUCCUCCCAUUCUCACUAAAACCAUAUCCAUCUGCACAAAAUCCACCCUUCUGGACUUUGGAAUUCAAGUCCAUUCAACCAUUAUCAAGCUGGGUUUCUCUCUCAAUCCUUAUAUUUUUACUGCUCUUGUUGAUAUGUAUGGUAAAUGUUGGUCUAUCUCGGAUGCCCACAAGGUGUUUGAUGAAAUGAGUUGUCCAAGUGUGGUCACUUGGAAUUCUUUGGUUACUGGUUAUUUGCAAGCUGGCUACCCUUUGAUGGCAGUUUCUUUGUUUUUAGAGAUGCUAAAGAAAGGGAUUGAACCCACCCCUUCAGUUUAUCUGGUGGUCUUGUGGGCUGUUCUCAGUUACAAAAGGGAGAUCUUGGAAGUCAACUUCAUGCUAUGAGUUUGAAACUAAGGUUUUCGUCUAAUGUUGUUGUGGGUACAGGAUUAAUUGAUAUGUACUCUAAGUGUUGCAACCUUCAGGAUUCGAGGAGAGUGUUCGAUAUAAUGCUGAACAAGAAUGUGUUUACUUGGACUUCGAUGAUCUCUGGUUAUGCUCGGAAUCAGUUGCCUCAUGAGGCAAUGAUUUUGAUGAGAGAAAUGCUGCAUUUGAAUCUUAAACCAAAUGAAUGUUGCGGUAGCUUGGAAGACUAUAGGAAGGUUUGCUCAAACAUUAGAAUGUCAGACCAGAUUUCGUGGAAUGCAGUCAUAGCUGGUUUUACGAACUUGGGAAUUGGUGAGGAAGCUUUGGAAUGUUUCAUUCAAAUGAGGAGGGAAAAAUUUGAUGUGGACUUCUUCACAUUUACAAGCAUUUUUAAGGCUAUAGGUAUGACUUCAGCUCUAGAAGAAGGAAAGCAAAUUCAUGGUCUAGUUUAUAAAACUGGAUAUACUCUAAAUUUAUCUGUCCAAAAUGGUCUUGUGUCUAUGUAUGCUAGAUCUGGUGCUAUCAGGGAUUCAAAAAUGGUCUUCUCGAUGAUGAAUGAACACGACUUAAUAUCCUGGAAUUCAUUGCUUUCAGGAUGUGCUUACCAUGGAUGUGGUGAAGAGGCUAUAGACUUAUUUGAGAAAAUGAGAAGAACGUGUAUCAAACCAGAUAAUACCUCAUUCCUUGCUGUUCUCACUGCUUGUAGUCAUGUUGGCUUGCUGGACAAGGGACUUGAAUAUUUCAAGUUGAUGAGAAAUAGUGAAUUGGUCGAACCUCCAAAGCUGGAGCAUUAUGCUACCUUGGUUGACCUUUUCGGUCGAGCAGGAAAGCUUUAUGAAGCUGAAGCUUUCAUUGAAAGCAUCCCGAUAGAACCAGGGAUUUCAAUUUACAAAGCUUUGUUGAGUGCUUGCCUAAUCCAUGGAAAUAAAGAUAUUGCCAUUCGUACUGCGAAAAAGCUUUUGGAACUAUAUCCAUAUGAUCCAGCAACUUACAUCAUGUUGUCGAAUGCGCUGGGGAGAGAUGGUUAUUGGGAUGAUGCUGCUAGCAUAAGGAGGCUAAUGUCCAACAGAGGAGUCAAGAAAGAACCUGGUUUCAGCUGGAUGUGACUUCAUUAAAGGGGAAUUUUCAGGAUAAAUUAUGAUCCUACAAGGCAAAUGGUUGACAGAUAAACACUUUUAAUGGGGUUCAUAGCUAAACUUCCUCAAAGAUCAUUUUAUAAUUAUCCUUUGGGUUUAUUCUCUGGGACGAGGUUCAUUCGAUACCUGUGGUUGAUACUUACUUUGUGAUCCUUGGGUUUGUCCCUUUUCUGGUGAAGAAUUUGACAAAUACAUGAUUCCUAGCUCUGUAUUUAUUCAAAACUAACUUAUUUGUGGUAGAUCAACUGCAUAUCUGGGUCUCUUUACCACAAAUUUGAUGCUCUAUGUACAUCAUUUGGACCGAGUAAAUGAGGCUAUGCUAUUGCAGGAGAAACUCUUAAGUUAUGGGGCGUGAGAAGGGGGAUUUGAAAUUGGGUAAGACCAAACAAAUCAGUAGGAGAAGACAAAUAAUUGAACCAAAAUUUCAAAAUUUCCUCUCCAAGGAUAUAGAUAAAUUAGUGAUUAGGAGAUUAUGCAUCGAUGACAGAGGUGCCACACCAAUCAAUAUACGUAGUUGCUUCAUUGCUUGUAAUUUAGAGGGAGAACCAGCGAUGUAUUUAUGUCUGUCAUGACUGAAAAGAGCAUAGCCCUCAAAGAGCACCCUUCGAAUUUCCUCAAACUGAGAAAGGAACAUUUGGAGCUGAAGCUUGUUGAAAAUUCCCAGAGAAAAUUGUUCCUUCCUCCAGAUUAGUAUUGCUGAACAAGAAAUGCAGGAAGUUACACAGCUGAAAUUGCCUGCACUGGAAGAUUAAGUUUGGUCUUCCUUCAUUCAGUUUAGAUGUAAAUGCUAGAAAUCUGUUUGUAAAAGUUACUGAUUGGAAAUACAUUGGGUAUUGUUAAUGACUAGCAAUUUUGUUUAUCGUUUAA